CGUGCAUCCUAAGUAUGUACUAUAGUCCCCGACUGGACAAUCGACAUGGAAGAGGGCUUUGACGAGGUUAAAUAAUCUAGUACUUGCACUGCGGCAACGAUUUGCCUUAUUUAGGCGGAGCACGCCCAGGCCGGACUCGAGGUUUGUUGAUUCAGAAGGUACCUUUUACACCUUUUUAUGUAACUUACCUGGCCGCUGUGAUUUUCCGCCAUCAUGCCUGAAAUCAUAGACUUAACAGUGUCUCCCCGAUUACCAGAACCUAUCGAAAUAUUGUCCGACGGGGAAAUACCACCGGUCUCUCCCAACCAGGAAGAUUCUUCCUCACAAAAGACAAGGCGAAGGCCGCGAAAACGGAAGAAAUCCAAAGGCCCUACAUGCGAUGGCGUUGACCGCUCAAGAAACCAGUCUCUCGAGCGUCGAAGUACUGCAGAUUCUCGCGUUGAAACUGUUUCUCGAAGGCGAUCAGCGUCUCCAAAACGCCGUUCACCAACCCCAAGACUUUCUGACCAGGAAUUAUUCUUCUUUGACGCCGCCCCUGCUCCCGUGGUCACAGAGCCUACGCAGAUUUCAAAUUCUCAACCAGAGAGCUCCAAAAGCGCAGCAGAUCGACUUCUACUUCCCUCCCACGUGUCUGUUUUGAGCGGCGGCGAGGAAGGUGCAGUGGCAGUCGAUAUCAUCCCCCCAUUACCCGUAGAUUCUGAGGAGGAAGAUUACAUUGAAUAUCUUGACUAUGAAGACAGGAAGGCACCUGGGCUUGUUCGCUACUUCGAAGCGGAGGCAGAGGAGGCGGCCCAUGCUAAACCGUCGCGCUCUGUAUGCAAGAAUUGCGGUGCAGAAGGAGAACAUAAGACGUAUCAAUGCCCAGUUCAAGUGUGUCUGACCUGUGGUACUCGUGACGAACAUUCAACUCGAAGCUGUCCUAUCAGCAAGACUUGCUACACCUGUGGGAUGAAAGGUCAUAUUAACAAGACCUGCCCAAAUCGUUUCUCGCGUUCAAGGCUCGCAGCAGAUGCGGACGAUGGUUGCGACCGAUGCGGAUCGCAAACUCACAAGAUGAAUGAAUGUCCUACGCUGUGGAGAAUAUACCAAUAUGUUGCCGAUGAGGAUCGCGUUAAUAUCAUGCAGACCAGGGAGGAAAAAAAGAAACUGGCACUUGGAAAUGGGGGCGAGGGAUACAUCGCAUUGGAGGAGUGUUGUUAUAAUUGUGGAAAUUCAGGACACCUGGGAGACGAUUGCGAUGAGGUCGCUUUCGUCUUUGACAUACCCGCUGAGCCUUCGGCUUUCAGCUCGCACAAUAUUAUGUCUGGGCCAUUCUAUGACCCGGCAUCCGAGCCCGUUCGAGUUCGCCGUGGGCCGCGAGAGUCGCAGAACGAAGAUGACAGACCCGCCUUACGUGAAGACUGGGGUAUGGAUGCACCUGUUAACGUUGGAAAACAAGGGAAGAACAAGGACAAGGAAAAGUUGGCGAAGAGGUUCAGAGAGCAAGAAGAUGAUGACACAGGGGAUUGGUUCAACAACCCUCGUAACAUGAAGAAUCGUGGCAAUGACAAACCUGCGUCAAAUGGCCGAAAGGCUAUAAAAUUCGGCAAUUCGAUGAAGGAUGUCGGGCGCCAGUUUAUGCCACUCCAAUCAGCAACCCCUCGCAAAAGCCUUCUUGAUCGAUUAGGAGACAGUCCUCACCGUGGUCAUCGACGGCGGAGCGGUGACCACUACGGUUCAUCAAAGGAACCAGAGUCUUACCGAAUACGUGGAGCGUCGCACAAUUCUAGAGACCGGGAUGGCGAGUAUUCUCGUAGUAACUCAGGUCGUGAACGAGAGCGGCAGCGGCGAGAUUCGCGAGAGUGGGACAGAGACAGGGACCGGGGACAUGGAUGGGGGAAUGAACCCAGGUAUAAAGGUGGUUACAGUAGAUAAUUGAGUUCGAGCUUGCCUCGUUUUAGGAAUCAGGUUGUAUACUAGGAUCUGCAUCCCACACAACUGGGGGACGCACCCCUAGUGAACAAUCAGAUCUCAAAUCCUAGUAGAGCUUAGGUUUGGCGGAUCCUUCAUGUUAUCUGUCGAGCUUGGUUUAGUUUAGUUGAUAUCCAGCACC
Molecule: messenger RNA, 2092 nt
Organism: Suillus paluster
Lineage: Eukaryota; Fungi; Basidiomycota; Agaricomycetes; Boletales; Suillaceae
Exons: 6
Coding region: 214-1914 (566 amino acids)
Molecular function (GO): zinc ion binding; nucleic acid binding
Source: RefSeq, a predicted model, not a curated record